AUGGUGGCCAGCGAUCGAGUACAGAAGCUGCUCCGCCGAUAUAAACUAGCGAUAGCCGCCGCGUUAACUAUCCUGCUGGUGCAGGGACUCGUGGUAUGGAGCCUGAGGAGUCUGGAGGAGGGCGAGGCAGAGCGAAAAACACGGCGGUCUAAGCUGCCUGACCACAACAGCCAGGACCUCAAAAGAGACUCCUCUCUUUGGGAGAAACAAAACUCUUUGUCGGGGAGGAACCGGGGCCGAUGGAGCGGCAGGUCGGAGAGGACGGGGGGCACGGCGGCCAGUGCGCUGAGGAGAGGCACCAGCCGCAGAGGGGAGAAGCCGGGCAUCAGGCCGAAGUCUCCCCAGGAGCAGGGGAUGGCGGGAGCCGGGCUGGACGGCGUGGUCCUCCCCGACCGGUCCAGCAGCCGUAACUUCAGCGAGACCCGAGGCGGAGCCGACGGGGCGGCCAAGUUGCCGGCCGCCCCCGUCGCCGUACUGGGGGAGCCGGGCAGCGUGGACGGGGCGCACCACCCCCCCAGCAGUGACUUUGUGCCCAAAUGUGACAUCAGAGGCAAGGACGCGCUGUCUGCCCUUCAUCGCGCCGGGUCGCAGCAGUGCAGACAGGAGAUCGGCAACAUCGUGUGUCAGCAUCAGGCCGGGAAGCUCAUGCCGGUCGCACUCCCUCAGUUCUGCCCCCAGCUCGGAAUAUCAAAUCAGGUCCAGGCCUUUGGCGAGCUGGACAACAGCCUGUCCAGAGUGGAGAACCCCGUCAGAGUGGCUUUCGUUUUGAUGGUGCACGGCCGAGCUAUACGGCAGCUCAAGCGCCUCAUCAAAGCCAUAUAUCACCGCGACCACUACUACUACAUCCACGUGGACAAGCGGUCCGGGUACUUGCACCGGGAGGUCCUGCAGCUCGCCCAGCAGUACCCGAACAUCCGAGCCACGCCCUGGCGGAUGGUCACCAUCUGGGGCGGUGCCAGCCUCCUGAAGGCCUACCUACGCAGCAUGCAGGACCUGCUCUCCAUGGCGGACUGGAAGUGGGAUUUUUUCAUCAACCUCAGCGCCACAGAUUUCCCCACCAGGACCAACGAUGAACUGGUGGCGUUCCUGUCACAGCAAAGAGACAAGAACUUCCUCAAGUCCCACGGGAGAGAAAACGCCCGGUUUAUUAAGAAGCAGGGCCUCGACCGUCUCUUCCACGAGUGCGACAACCACAUGUGGCGUCUCGGCGAGCGCAGCAUCCCAGAAGGCCUCGAGGUCUCGGGCGGCUCCGAUUGGUUCGCGCUCACCCGCCGCUUCGUCGAGUACGUCAUGAACUCCCAGGAUGAUCUGGUGUCGGGGCUGAAGCAGUUCUAUUCCUACGCUCUGCUCCCCGCUGAGUCCUUCUUCCACACGGUGCUGGGUAACAGUCACAUGUGUGACACCCUGGUGGACAACAACCUGCGCGUCACCAACUGGAACCGUAAGCUGGGCUGUAAAUGCCAGUACAAGCACAUUGUGGACUGGUGUGGCUGCUCCCCCAAUGACUUCAAACCACAAGACCUCAUCCGGAUCCAGCAACUGACCCGUCUGACAUUCUUUGCACGCAAGUUUGAGUCGUCGGUGAACCAGGAGGCCAUAGACAUCCUGGACACUCACCUGUACGGCCAGUACGCUCCGGGCACCGUUGCCGUUAAGGCGUACUGGGAAAGUCUGUUCGAGCAGCUGGAAGGCGUGGGCUCGCUCGGGGACGCGGCUCUCACCGCUUACACUGCUUUCUUUCGUCUGGGCCUCAAGAAUCUGGCAACUACUCAGAGCAACGUGGAGGCCUGCAGGUUUGAACCAGUAGACUACCCUCUAUCAGUACACGUUUACUUUUAUGACGACCGCUUCCAAGGGUAUCUGGUGCGGCAGGAAGUCCAGGCGGUGGGUUCAGAGUUCAGGGAGACACUGGAGAUGUGGGCGGUGCCCCAAGCCACGCUGGUCCUCGAGAGGAACCUGAAGGAGUUUGAAAGGCUCAAGAACCUGGAAAUCGGCACAGAGUGGGAUCCGAAAGAAAGAAUCUUUCGUAACUUUGGCGGCGUGAUCGGCCCUUUGAACGAACCACUGGCGGUCCAGAAGUGGGCACGCGGUCCCAACCUCACCGCCACUAUCGUAUGGAUCGACCCAGCUCUGGUGGUGGCAGCUUCUUACGACAUUACCGUGGAUGUGGAUGCGGAGUACACCCAGUACAAGCCUGCGCUGCAGCGCCCCCUGCGACCCGGCACCUGGACGGUACGGGUGUUGAAACAGUGGGAGCGCGUGGCAGAAGUUCGCUUCCUGGUCAUGCCCCUAACCUUUAAAGAUAAGGAGCCGCUACGCAAAGAAGAGGACAGCUGGCUCCAUGCAGGGCCUCCGGGUAACCUGUACCUGGAGCAGAGCUUCCAGCAGCUGAGCUCCGUUCUCAAGCUGCCCCCCCAGGAGUCGGCCAUGAAGGAGGCCCAGCGCAGAGCCCAGCUGGUGGGUCUGCCCCUCGAAGCGUGGGUGGACAGCAGCAUCGGGACCUUCUGGGUUACAGGCGGUCUGUGCGCCACACAGUCCUCCUCCUGCACAGCCGUGGGACCGUGCUCCAAGACCUCCUGGAGCUCUCUGUCCCCGGACCCCAAGUCUGAACUGGGCCCGGUCAAAAGUGACGGGCGGAUCAGGUAGCCCCCCGAGAGAGGAGAGACUGUAGACUUCAACACAUACACAGGAAGACCGAGGGAGAGCCGGACCUGCACCGGAGAGCUCCGAGAGGACCUGUGUGAACCGGAUCUCCCCUCCGAGCUCAGAGGGCACAUAAACAAACGGGUCUUCCUGCACUGAGGAGUCGAGGUGUUCUCAGUGAAGAGCUAAUACAGACUUAAAAGAGGAGGAUGCGACUGCUGGAAAUUUGCACAUAGACGGUUUGCCAGCGCAAAGACUGGUGACAUUGUUUGCUCAACGGUUACACGGACGUAUAGUUUUUAUUUUCCUGGCACACCGUCUGCCAGUCAGGGUCGGAGUUUGGGGGGAAAAAAGAACCUCUGUGAAUGUUUGAGCUCCGUUUGAACGCACAGUUUUCCAUUUUUCCUCCGCUUUGAAAGAAUCGGGAAGCAGUUGUCAAAACUCAACUACAGACUCUUCUUCAUUUCAAGGGAGAGCGGAGCCUCUGAAUGACGUUGUUGUGCUUAUUUUUGAAGCAUUGUUGUUGUUCUGUAAGCACGAGGAGCAGACGGAUGAAGUGCACUUUACUGUAAGACGGUGACCUUGAACAGAGGUCACUCGGUUACAGUCUUAUGGAGUCAUCGCUUUCAUUUCACAGCACAGAUGCAUCACUAAAUACUUGGUACCUGUAUUAGGAAGAUAUAAGAGAGUAUAGAGAGAGAGAGAGUUUAGUUCUGUUAACUGUGACAUAUCUUUGUUUUUGAAUGUAUUUGUUUUGUCUGUUAGUUCUCUGAACUGGUGGUAAAGUGUUAAGUCUUUGAUGUCCGUCGACAGUCGAAACCUUCAGUGAGUGAGGAGACCUUAAGUUGAGAUUGUUUUGUCAGCUGUUGUUUUCAAGUUCGAGAACGAACUGUCCAGCUGAAAUCCUCUGAAAUGAAUUAGUCUACUUUAUUGCUUCUUUGAUUUAAAGCCAACUUCACAAGAUAACACUUUAAAGGAAUAGUUUCUCAACACGUUCUACUUCCUGCGUUGUUGUUGUGCUGUUGUUUACCUCACGGGUCGGUUAUUGUUGUCAUUUAAUUUCCUCCGGUGCAUUUCAAUUCAACUCACGUCCACCAACCGCAAUGUUAAGCAGUCCGCUGUUUGUUUGUGUUUCUAUUUUAAGCGUGAUCAAGAGAAUCUAAGCUGCCUUCACUUAGUGAGAAGAUGAAAUUGUUUACUACGAGAUAUCAGCUUCCAGAGAUGUGCAAUGGAUGCCUUUUCAGAGGAUAGUGAGCCGCCCCCCCCGCCUGUGUCUUAGUUAGCUUUUUUUUAUACCUAAUUUUAAAUGUUCUUAAAUAAUAGUCCACACCAUAUGUUUUCAAGUGACCUUGUUCACCUUGCACAGUACAGUUGCUUCAGUGAAGCCCCAGUUUUAUGGAUAUAAGCGAGAGUAAGCGCCGGAUCAGAUGUUAUUUUUCUACGCUGUUUGAGAGGAAGUGUGUGUGUGUGUGUGUGUGUGUGUGUGUGUGUGUGUGUG
Messenger RNA from Anarrhichthys ocellatus (wolf-eel), 4141 nucleotides. RefSeq names its product xylosyltransferase II (gene xylt2). Gene Ontology annotation, cellular component: membrane. The transcript is spliced from 11 exons. The record is from RefSeq and is a predicted model, not a curated record. Gene Ontology annotation, biological process: chondroitin sulfate proteoglycan biosynthetic process; heparan sulfate proteoglycan biosynthetic process. Lineage: Eukaryota; Metazoa; Chordata; Actinopteri; Perciformes; Anarhichadidae. Gene Ontology annotation, molecular function: protein xylosyltransferase activity. The coding region runs from base 1 to 2646 and encodes 881 amino acids.